AUGAAUGAUUUUAAAGAUAUGAAAGUUAUUGCUUGUGGGCAAUAUUCACAAGUAAACUAUACUUUAAAAUGAAAGGUAUUUUCUGCUAAAUUAAGAAAAGAAAAUAAACUAUAUGCCAUAAAGAAAUACAUAAAAAAAACAUUGACAAGAUAGAGGAUUUCUCCAAAUAUUGCUAAAGAAAUAGAAAUAAUGAAUAUCUUAGCUGAUAAUCAAUACACUACUCGUCUAAUAAAUCAUUUUGAAGAUAAAGAAGUAAUUAAUAUAAAUAAUGUUACAUAGGCUAUAUAUUUAGUAAUGGAAUAUAUCAAUAAUGGAAAUAUGUAAUAAAAAAUAUUGAAGGAUAAAAAGUUAUCAGAAUAAGAAACUUUGUUUUAUGCUAAAUAAAUGAUAGAUAUUUUAGAAUUCUUACAUAAAAAUAAUGUUGUACAUAGAAAUUUCAAACUUGAGAAUAUACUCAUCAGAAAAAGUAUUUAUUCUUGUCUAUGUCAGAUGAAAAGAAAUAAAUAUCCAUUAAAUUAUGUGAUUUCGGUUUUAGCUCAUAUAUGUAACAUGGUGAAGGCAUUUUUAAUGGUAAUGAUUAUUUUGGUCCAGAACAAUAUAAUCUUUAACCUUAAACUUAAGCUUUAGACAUAUGGAGUUUUGGAGUUGUACUAUAUUAAAUGCUUACAGGCAAAUUACCAUUUGAACCUAAAUAAGAACAAUUGAAAGGUAAAAAGAAAUAAGAUGUCUUAUAACAUAAUAUUGUUAAUUCUAUUAUUUCAUUAACCCAUUUAAGUGAUGGGGUUUAAGAUUUAUUGUUAUCAAUUUUUCAAGGAAAUCCUUAAAAACGAGCAUCUGUUUCUGAAAUAAAAGAGCAUUGGUGGAUCUAGGGAAUACAAAGACCAAAUGAUAAAAUCAAUAUUAUAUCUAUCUUAGAAGAUGAUAUAGAAAAUACUUAAGUUGAAUAAUAAUCUUAAGAAGAUUAAUAAUAAUAAUUAUAAUAACCAAUCUAAUCUAUUGAUGUUGAAGAAUAAAUCAUUUAACAUAGAUUGUCUGUUAAAAAGAAAAUAUAAGAUAAUGUUAAAAUUAAUAUUGUACCAGAUACUAAAAUAAUUAAAAAAGUAAGUAAUAUUGAAAUAUAUUAAAAUGAAGAAUCUAAUUUAAAUCAAAUGCUAAAUAAUAUAAAAUAACAAUUAACUUAAAUUAAUAAUGAUAAUAUGGAUUUAAAAAGUGAAUUAAAAUUGAAAUCUAGUGGAACAUUCCAUUUAAGUGAUGAGAGAGAAAGUGUUAUUUCAUAUCUUAAUUAUGAUAGUAAAUCACGUUAGGAUUUCUGUAAAAUUUAAAUGUAAUAAAUACCUAGAAUUGAGGGAGAAUAAUUCUGUCUUAAAUAAACUAUUGAAUAAUAAAAUGAAUCAUUAUAAUCUAUUAAAGAAAAUAAAGAAACUAUUGAAAAACAUAAAGUAGAAAUAUCUAAUAAUAAUACUUAUAUCGGUGAAUUAAUAUCUACAAGAUUGUUAUUAAAUAAAUAAAUUUAAGAUUUAUAAGAAAAAAGAAGUUUUAUGAAAUUAGAAGAAGGAAUUAUUGAUAUCUAGUAAGAAAUUGAAAAAAAAUUAACUUCAUUAUCAACAGAUUUUAAAGAUAGAAUUACUAUUUUAGAAAUAUUUAAUAGUACAUUUACAGAAUCCAAAUUAGAAGAAAAUAGAUAAUAGUAGAAAUCAUUAAAAAGUACAGAAAAAAAGUAUGACUUUUCAUAAUUAUAAAAUGAAGAAUUUCCAGAAAAAAAAUAAAAAAAAAUUAAUUUACUUAAAUAAAAAAUUUAAGAAACUAGAGAAAGAUAAAAUUAAGUGAUAAAUUAAAUAAGUGAAAAUUCUAGUCUGCUUAAUUAAAAAGAUGAGGAAUCAAUUAGAGAAAAAUUGAAUUUAUAAUUGGCAAAGAAAGAAGAAAUGAAUAUUUAAUUAUUACAUCUCUAAAAAUAAGCCAAUGAUUUAUUAGUUGAAAUAAUGGAAUAAGAAAAGUAAUUAACAGAGUUGGAUUAAUAAAAAAAAAUAAUUGAAAAAUCUAAUCAUAAAUCGAAUAUCAUUUUUUGA
This is a messenger RNA of Paramecium sonneborni, 2066 nucleotides long. NCBI's taxonomy places the organism in Eukaryota, Ciliophora, Oligohymenophorea, Peniculida, Parameciidae. The record is from the annotation of a GenBank genome assembly.